AGCCGGAGGUGAAGCAGAAUCAGAGCGACAUCAUGAUGUCAGAGAAAGACCUUCUUGUGGCUGCUGCCCUUUUUGUUUUCGCCUUCAUUUCACACAGCGAAGGCAUAAUUGGCGGCAGAGAGGCGGUGGCUCACUCUCGACCCUACAUGGCCUCCAUCCAGGUGCCUGAAGGAGAGAAUAUGAAACAUGAGUGUGGAGGGUUUGUGAUUGCAGAUCAGUGGGUGAUGACUGCAGUGCACUGUCUGCCAACAGGGGCAAAUGGGAGGAAGGUGGUGCUGGGUGUCCAUUCUCUGAGUGAACUCGAGGACACAAAGCAGACGUUUGAUAUCUUGGAGCUUUACAAUCACCCGGACUUCAGCGCGUCAAAUUAUGAUAAUGACAUUGCUUUAAUUAAGUUGGAUCGUCCAUUCAACAUCUCUGCCGCUGUUAAAGCAGUGGAGUUCCUGCGAGCGGGCGGCACAAACCCCGACACAGAUGCAGAGGUCGACACGGCCGGGUGGGGAUCCCUCAAUAACCUGGGGUCCAGACCGGACAAGCUCAGGGAGGUGGUCAUCGAGGUGUUCAGCUCGGCUCGGUGCAGACGCAGCGACUACUAUGGCAGAAAGUUCACCGCUAACAUGAUAUGUGCACAUAAAGUAUGUCCGGACCCCUGUGAUCAUCCGCACAAGAAGGAAGACAGCUGUGAUGGCGACUCUGGAGGUCCGCUGCUCUACAACGGCAUCGCAGUGGGCAUCACUUCCAAUGGAGGAAAGAAGUGUGGCCAACUUAAGAAGCCUGGAAUCUACACUAUCAUCUCCCAAUACACAGAGUGGAUCGACAGCACCAUGGCCGUACAGCCCGCUGCAGCAUUAGAGCAGAGCAGUUAAACAGCGGAGAGCAUCACAGCAGCUUGUGUUGGCAGCCAUGUUUCCAGGUUAUUCUACCUGGAUAUGAAGUGUUCCUUUCUCCUGUGCAACCAAAGCAUGGCUCUACAGAUUGAUCUCCAGUGUGGCUGUACAAACAAAGGAAUCAAUAAAAUACAUUUGAUCACA
Cottoperca gobio is the source of this 1031-nucleotide messenger RNA. Its product is annotated as complement factor D-like. The coding region runs from base 33 to 866 and encodes 277 amino acids. NCBI's taxonomy places the organism in Eukaryota, Metazoa, Chordata, Actinopteri, Perciformes, Bovichtidae. Gene Ontology annotation, biological process: proteolysis. The transcript is spliced from 6 exons. The record is from RefSeq and is a predicted model, not a curated record. Gene Ontology annotation, molecular function: serine-type endopeptidase activity.